This is a messenger RNA of Penicillium lagena, 1647 nucleotides long. RefSeq lists its product as uncharacterized. The transcript has 5 exons. Gene Ontology annotation, cellular component: membrane. NCBI's taxonomy places the organism in Eukaryota, Fungi, Ascomycota, Eurotiomycetes, Eurotiales, Aspergillaceae. Gene Ontology annotation, molecular function: transmembrane transporter activity. The coding region runs from base 1 to 1647 and encodes 548 amino acids. The record is from RefSeq and is a predicted model, not a curated record. Gene Ontology annotation, biological process: transmembrane transport.
AUGUCUACUCCAUCAGGUCACGUCUCAGAUAAAAUUUCCUCCGAAGUUGAGGCUGGCCAUUGUCACAAAGAUAGGCCAGAGAGCAAAGGCAACGUUUCGACCGGUGAUAUAGCCGAAGGCAUUGCUGUCGACGAACGUACCCUCUUUGAGCGCAAGGCAGCUCUGGUCAACUCUGAAAUCGACAAAUUCGGUUUUGGAAAAUACCAGUUGUGCCUUUGGAUCCUAUGCGGCUUGGGCUACUUCACAGAUUUAGCCUGGGCUCAGGGUGUUGGCCUGAUGGCCACAGCUGUGUUCCAGGAGAUGGGCGUUCCAGCAGACAAGCAGGGUCUGAUAUUUACCUGCUCCAAUGCAGGUCUUGCUAUUGGAGCCUUUGGAGUUGGUAUCCUCACUGAUAUCAUUGGCCGAAAAUGGGCCUUCCAAUUGACAUGUCUAAUCACAUCAGUUUUUGGCAUGCUCUUGGCCGCGAGCAAAUACAAUUAUCAGGCGGUGUGCGGAAUUUAUUUUCUUUCCUGCAUUGGUCUAGGUGGAAACAUUCCUAUUGACGCAACUAUCGCGCUCGAAUUCUUGCCGCAGAACCGCCGCUAUCUCGUUUCUCUUUUGGGGAUGUGGCAACCAAUUGGUGUCGUCGUUGCGUCCGCUAUCGCCUAUGGCACUGCCGCCAAGUACCGAUGCGAUGUGAGAUUACCUGCCUGCAACAACGUUGCUGCUGAGGAGGAAUGCUGCACCGUCUCGAGCAACAUGGGCUGGAGGUACAUGGUGAUUGUUAUCGGUGCUAUGACCCUCACUCUGUUCUUUGCUCGGUAUGCCGUCUUCCGGUUUCACGAGUCACCCAAAUUCCUCGUGAGCAAAGGCCGCGAGCAGGACGCCAUCGAUGUUCUCCAUAAGAUUGCCAGGUUCAACGGUGCCGAAGCGCCUAAUUUGACUGUUGAGGACUUCCAGCAGAUUGAAAUCGAAGCAGGUGUCACAACGGACAAUCAGAAGUCCAAAAAUACAAGCGCCAAGGGUGUUGUCGUGAACACACUCAAGAGCCUGGGCUUCCUCCGUGGUCUCUUUCGCAGUAAGCAGCAGUGCUUUAGCUUUGUUCUUCUCGCCCUUGCGUACAUGGGCAAUUAUUGGUCGUUCAACUUGGCUGGAUACUUCCUUCCCAUUGUUCUGCUCAACAACAACGUGGACAGCGGUAGCAACAAUGUGAGCGACACUUACCGCGAGUAUGUGUAUAUUUAUCUUCCCGGCGUGAUCGGCGCUGUUCUUGCCCUUGUAUCCGUGCAGAUGCCCUUGCUCGGUCGAAAGUGGUCGCUGGUAAUCUCAGCUGCCUUUCAAGGUUUGGCUAUGGCCAUGUACACCAAGGUCGAGAACUCUGCGGGGUACGUUGGACUCAACGCUUUCGAGUACAUUAUGCAGAGUUAUUUCAAUGCAGUGCUGUACUCAGCCUCGCCCGAGAUGUUUGAUACAACGUAUCGAGCGAGUGCGUCAGGCAUGCUGUCUAGCCUGGGCCGUAUCGCUGGUAUCGUUGCACCCUUCGCCGGUCAGAAGUACAUUGCACAAGGUCGUGCUGGUGUUCUCUGGCUGGGUGCAGGUGGUAUCUGGGUCUCUUCGUUUCUCUUGUGCUUCCUCCCAAUUGAGAUGAGAAACAAGCAGAUGUACUAG